This is a messenger RNA of Trichosporon asahii var. asahii CBS 2479, 681 nucleotides long. RefSeq lists its product as uncharacterized. Bases 1 to 681 code for a protein of 226 amino acids. Lineage: Eukaryota; Fungi; Basidiomycota; Tremellomycetes; Trichosporonales; Trichosporonaceae. The transcript is spliced from 3 exons. The record is from RefSeq and is a predicted model, not a curated record.
AUGUUCUUCGGUGUCGGUGUUGCUGGGCGGUUGCCGACAAGAGAUCGUCAGUGUUUUCUUUGCUUGCUUGCCGACGAGCAAUACCCUUCCCUCAACCUCUCUUUUACACCGCUUCAACAAUCCUCGAGGAAAACGCACGGAGAGAACCGAAAACGAAACGACAAUGAGCAUCCCCAGCGACCCGUCACAGACCUCGAGCUCGAGCUCUGCCGCAAGCGGCAGCAAGCCGACAGGCCGCAGCCUGAGCGAGAUCCUGCAGACGGCGCCGACGGGCGCGGCACACCCCGGCGUCGAGGAGAUCCGGAACAUCGACCCGAAGGAGGACCAGGAGCGGGUGAUUGCGUUCACGAAGGAGGAGCCGAUGGGCAAGUGCGUGUUGACUUUCGACAACCCCUCAACACUGAUUAUCCGACCAGUGUUUCUCAACCCGUUUCAGCUGCAUGCCUUUUGACUGGUAAAGCUGACUCCAGGUACACCUUUGACUCGCGACCGCUGCAGUCCCGUGAAGGCGACAAGGUGCAGAAGCUGUGUCGCAAGCUCCCGAACGGAUCCACGAGCUGCAUCAUUCUCGGACUCGAGACCGAGAAGCUCUUCAUGACGAUGCAGGGGCAGGGAUACUUCUGCGCGCUGCCUGCUGAGCCGAACCAGACGCACAUGGAGUGUGUCAAGAUCCCGAAGUAA